AUGGAUCCAGUUAACCAAUUCUUGCGUUACGUUGCAAUCAAGCUCUUUGGUAUUAUGUUGAAUAAAACAAACUGUACAAAUUUGGAGCGUGAUUCUUUGGGAUUCUUAUUUCUUACAAACCCGUGGAAUGGUAUCCUUGUGGAGUUGCUACAGGCUGGAGUGUUUUUGAAUCCCUUACCCAACUUAUCUAUACAUUUCGUGGAAUUUCUAGUCGCACUCUUGUCCACAAACAAUGCCGUUUCUCUGAUAUGGAUUGAGAAACACGUAUUGACAAAACUGAUGAUGGUUUUUGUGCAUCAUCUGGACGAAUAUCCGACAGAAAUUGGGAACUCUAUACGUGUUUUGGCACGAACGCUGGCCUUGUGUAGUAAUCUGGAUGUUCUCAGUAACGAAGAUCGAUUGGCUGUCCAAGUGAAACUGAACACUGACCUUCCGCCGGAAUCGACGCCUAGUCUACUCCAACUAUUCAAAAUCUUUUUAAACGAGACUAUCGUGGAUCGAUAG
Messenger RNA from Echinostoma caproni, 504 nucleotides. NCBI's taxonomy places the organism in Eukaryota, Metazoa, Platyhelminthes, Trematoda, Plagiorchiida, Echinostomatidae. The record is from the annotation of a GenBank genome assembly.